AUGUUCUGCUUGUCGUCCUUGGUUGAUCGUCGUUGCAACCCCUUGCUGAAGCCCCUGGCACAAUAUAUUCACUUGCCAGCAUGUCACAGGGGCGGGUUGUCCGACAAGGUCAAGCAAUGCCUCCACAACAUCACGCUGGUGUUGGCCUCGUCGAUCAGGAAGCGGGCGCAGUUUGAGAACCCUGCUGACGACAACAUCAUGUUGUACACGGACGCGUCUUUUUCACACGGAUCCGGCUGGCUGUCAGCAGUACUAGUUUGGGCCGGGCAGUUGCUGGUCCGUCUUCUCCACGUAAGGGAGUCCGAUGGUGGCGGUGUCCGAGGAACAGGCGGGGGAGGGGGAGGCGGAAAAACAAAAACAAGAAUUACCGGGAGGAGCGAAUGA
Messenger RNA from Amoebophrya sp. A120, 384 nucleotides. The record is from the annotation of a GenBank genome assembly. NCBI's taxonomy places the organism in Eukaryota, Dinophyceae, Syndiniales, Amoebophryaceae.